GGCACCGACAGUCAGGGCAAGUCAUGGUGCUGAAGAUGAACAGGCUCCCCAGUAACCGGGGCAACACGCUACGCGAGGUGCAGCUGAUGAACCGGCUCCGGCACCCAAACAUCCUAAGGUUCAUGGGGGUCUGUGUGCACCAGGGACAGCUGCACGCUCUUACUGAGUAUAUGAAUGGGGGGACCCUGGAACAGCUGCUCAGCUCCCCAGAACCCCUAUCCUGGCCAGUCAGGCUGCGCCUGGCUCUGGACAUUGCCCGGGGCCUUCGGUACCUGCAUGCCAAAGGUGUAUUCCACCGAGACCUCACAUCCAAGAACUGUCUAAUCCGACGGGAAGACCGAGGCUUCACAGCUGUUGUGGGUGACUUCGGGCUGGCUGAAAAGAUUCCUGUUUAUAGGGAAGGGGCAAGGAAGGAACCAUUGGCUGUGGUGGGGUCCCCAUACUGGAUGGCUCCAGAGGUGUUGCGGGGUGAGCUGUAUGAUGAGAAGGCUGAUGUCUUUGCCUUUGGGAUUGUACUCUGUGAGCUCAUCGCCCGAGUACCUGCGGACCCUGACUACCUACCCCGUACUGAGGACUUUGGCCUGGAUGUGCCCGCGUUCCGAACUCUGGUAGGAGAUGACUGUCCGCUGCCUUUCCUGCUCCUGGCCAUCCACUGCUGCAGCAUGGAACCCAGCACCCGUGCCCCCUUCACUGAAAUCACCCAGCACCUGGAAUGGAUCCUGGAGCAGCUGCCUGAGCCAGCCCCCCUCACUAGGACUCCCCUGACACACAAUCAGGGCUCUGUUCCAAGAGGGGGUCCCUCUGCUACGCUUCCCAGGCCAGACCCCCGGCUGUCCCGAAGCCGGUCAGACCUCUUCCUGCCCCCGUCACCAGAGUCGCCCCCCAACUGGGGGGACAAUCUGACUCGAGUCAACCCCUUCUCUCUCCGGGAAGACCUCAGGGGUGGCAAGAUCAAGCUUCUGGACACACCCAGCAAGCCAGGCGCCCCCCUACCCCUAGUGCCACCACUGCCCUCCACUCAGCUCUCCUCGGCAACCUCUCCGGAGACCCUGGUCCAGCCCGGGACACCGGCCCGCCGCUGCCGUUCACUGCCCUCAUCCCCUGAGCUCCCUCGGCGUAUGGAGACAGCACUGCCCGGUCCUGGCCCACCCCCCGUGGGCCCCUCGGCUGAAGAGAAGAUGGAGUGUGAGGGCAGCAGCCCUGAGCCAGAACCCCCAGGACCAGCUCCCCAGCUGCCCCUGGCCAUGGCCACAGACAACUUUAUCAGCACUUGCUCCUCAGCCUCCCGGCCCUGGUCCCCUAGGCCAGGACCUUCCCUCAACAACAACCCUCCAGCUGUGGUGGUGAACUCCCCCCAAGGCUGGGCUGGGGAGCCCUGGAACCGGGCCCAGCAUAGCCUGCCCCGGGCAGCAGCCCUGGAGCGGACGGAACCCUCACCGCCCCCUGCAGCUCCCCGGGAGCCCGAUGAGGGGCUGCCCUGCCCUGGCUGCUGCCUCGGCCCCUUCAGCUUUGGCUUCCUGUCCAUGUGCCCCCGCCCCACACCAGCUGUUGCCCGCUACCGAAACCUGAACUGUGAGGCGGGCAGUCUCCUCUGCCACCGAGGGCGCCACACCAAGCCACCCACGCCCAGCCUGCAGCUGCCUGGGGCACGUUCUUAGCAGUGGGGCCUGUGGUCGUAGGCCUCCAACUGCAGCCUUCAGGACACCCUGUGAGGACAGAGUGCACUUGCUGGACAGUGCCAGCCCCAGAUGGGCUGCCUGGCUCUUCUCCCCGUCUAGGGGAGCCUCAGCAUGGACUCGAGGGACAGAGCACUUCAAUCCAACCCCUGGGCUUGCACUCCCGUGGGGAUCACCAAACCAGACACAGCAUUGCUGACACAAGACUAACACGUGCAAUUAUUUAAAAAUAUUUCAAUAAAACUGCCUGGCUGGCUCCGGGCCGCCCCUA
Molecule: messenger RNA, 1947 nt
Organism: Carlito syrichta (Philippine tarsier)
Lineage: Eukaryota; Metazoa; Chordata; Mammalia; Primates; Tarsiidae
Gene: TESK1
Product: testis-specific kinase 1
Exons: 9
Coding region: 24-1658 (544 amino acids)
Biological process (GO): protein phosphorylation; positive regulation of stress fiber assembly; actin cytoskeleton organization
Cellular component (GO): cytoplasm; nucleus
Molecular function (GO): protein serine/threonine kinase activity; ATP binding
Source: RefSeq, a predicted model, not a curated record